AUGAAGUCGUUCUUUUCACCCAGAGUCUUACAGACGUCUCGAAUUUUGGCUAAAAGAGCUGCCGGUCAUUCUUCUCGCCCAACCGUCUUAAAGGCUGGAUUUUUGCCUACUCCCGUGGUUUUAGCCUUGGGUUUGACUGGUGCUGCUGUGGGAGGCUACUACUUUUUCGAUGCUCGUUCUGCCUUUCACGAGUACGUUUUGUGCCCCCUUAUUAGAACCUUUACUGACGGGGAACAGGGCCACAAGUUGGGUAUCUUGUUUAUGAAGUUGGGUGUAUCUCCUAGAUUGUACAACGAAUACAACACUGAUCAAACUGAUAUCUUGGGUGUCAACGUGUUUGGCACAAGAUUGAGAACUCCCAUUGGCUUAGCUGCCGGCUUGGACAAGGACGGUGAAGCCAUUGAAGCUUUGUUCAACUCCGGAUUUUCUUACGUCGAAAUUGGAUCUAUCACUCCAUUGCCCCAACCAGGUAACCCCCAACCCAGAUUCUUCAGGUUGCCCAGAGACGAUGCUGUGAUCAAUAGAUACGGCUUCAACUCUACGGGCCACUUCAAUGUGCUCGCCAACUUGAAAAUUAGAUUCAAUAAGUUGUUGAACCUGUUUGAAACUAGUCAUUCGGCUGAAAUCUCACCUCCUUCCAACGCCUUUAGGGAUGGAAAGUUGCUUGGAAUCAACUUGGGCAAGAACAAGACUGGAGACGAAGUGGAAGACUACGUUAAGGGUGUCAACAGAUUAGGUCCCUACGCUGAUGUUUUGGUGGUUAAUGUUUCUUCUCCCAACACUCCUGGUUUGAGAGACUUGCAAAACGAAAAGAAGUUGACUCAUCUUUUGACUAGUGUAGUCAAAGAAAGAAAUGUCUUAGGAACCAAUUUGUUGGGCAAGAAGCCUCCCGUGUUAGUUAAGGUAGCUCCAGAUUUGACAGAGCCAGAAAUUGAAUCAAUCGCCAACUCAGCUAAGGACGCAAAAGUCGACGGGAUUAUUAUCUCCAACACCACCAUACAAAGACCAGCAGAACUGAUGUUGACAACUGAUAAGGAAUUGAUCAAUCAGACUGGAGGUUUGUCUGGAAAGCCUUUGAAGCCUUUCUCGUUGAAGGCGUUGCGAAUUUUGAGAAAGUACACUAAGGACUCUGACUUGGUUUUGAUUGGCUGUGGCGGUAUUUCCAGUGGUAAGGAUGCUCUCGAGUUCGGUAAAGCUGGUGCUACCUUUAUCCAGUUCUACACUUCUUUUGCCUACAAGGGUCCAGGCUUGCCAGCCAAGAUCAGAGACGAACUCGCAGAUGAGUUGAAGAAGGAAGGGAAGACCUGGGAGCAGAUUAUCGGGGAAGACGACAAAUAA
This is a messenger RNA of Scheffersomyces stipitis CBS 6054, 1338 nucleotides long. RefSeq names its product dihydroorotate dehydrogenase (gene URA1). Gene Ontology annotation, cellular component: mitochondrial inner membrane; cytoplasm. Gene Ontology annotation, biological process: 'de novo' pyrimidine nucleobase biosynthetic process; pyrimidine ribonucleotide biosynthetic process. Lineage: Eukaryota; Fungi; Ascomycota; Pichiomycetes; Serinales; Debaryomycetaceae. Gene Ontology annotation, molecular function: dihydroorotate dehydrogenase activity. Bases 1 to 1338 code for a protein of 445 amino acids. The record is from RefSeq and is a predicted model, not a curated record. The transcript has a single exon.